UUCCCCACCUCCUCCGUCAGGCGGGUGGCUGCGGGGGCCUGAGGGGCGGCGGCGGCGGCAGCGAUAUGGAGCCGGGGGCCGGCGGCCGAAGCGCUGCUCGCGGGCACGGGGCCAGGCCCCCGAGCAUUCCGCCGCCCAGGGAGCAGGAGCGGAAGCUGGAGCAGGAGAAGCUCUCCGGGGUGGUAAAGAGCGUCCACCGGCGGCUCCGCAAGAAGUACCGGGAAGUGGGAGAUUUUGAUAAGAUCUGGCGAGAACAUUGUGAGGAUGAGGAAACACUUUGUGAAUAUGCUGUUGCAAUGAAAAAUUUGGCAGAUAAUCAUUGGGCAAAAACUUGUGAGGGCGAAGGUCGUAUUGAAUGGUGUUGUAGUGUAUGCAGAGAAUAUUUCCAAAAUGGUGGGAAGAGAAAAGCACUUGAAAAAGAUGAAAAAAGAGCUGUACUCGCCACUAAGACCACUCCAGCCUUAAAUACGCAUGAAUCUUCUAAACUUGAAGGUCAUUUAACCAACCUCAGCUUUACAAACCCUGAAUUUAUAACUGAGUUGCUACAAACCUCAGGAAAGAUCAGAUUACUUGAUGUUGGCAGCUGCUUUAACCCAUUUCUGAAGUUUGAAGAAUUUCUAACUGUUGGCAUAGACAUCGUACCUGCUGUAGAGAGUGUGUAUAAAUGUGACUUCCUGAAUUUGCAGCUUCAGCAACCACUCCAGCUUGCACAGGAUGCUAUAGAUGCCUUUUUGAAGCAGCUAAAAAACCCUAUUGAUUCUCUUCCUGGAGAACUUUUCCAUGUGGUUGUUUUCUCUCUCCUUCUUUCCUAUUUUCCAUCACCUUACCAGCGAUGGAUUUGCUGCAAGAAAGCCCAUGAACUGUUAGUGUUAAAUGGUUUAUUGCUUAUCAUCACACCUGAUUCCUCCCAUCAGAACCGUCACGCUAUGAUGAUGAAAAGCUGGAAGAUUGCUAUAGAGUCCCUGGGCUUUAAACGUUUCAAGUAUUCAAAAUUUUCACAUAUGCAUCUGAUGGCAUUUAGAAAAACCUCCCUAAAAACCACAAGUGACUUGGUUAGUAGGAACUACCCAGGGAUGUUAUAUAUUCCUCAAGAUUUCAACAGUAUAGAAGAUGAGGAAUAUUCUAAUCCUUCCUGCUACGUUCGAUCAGAUAUAGAAGAUGAACAGCUAGCAUAUGGUUUCACAGAGCUCCCUGAUGCUCCAUACGACUCAGAUUCUGGAGAAAGUCAAUCCAGCUCUAUUCCUUUCUAUGAGCUAGAAGAUCCCAUAUUACUUUUAAGUUAAUAUAAAAGCAAAAGGCCCUUUCAGUCCAGACUCCUAAACUUAAUUGCUUACACUAAUCAGAAAUACUAACAUGAACUCAGUACUUAAAACCUGCUUUGCAUAGAAGAAAUGCAAAGGUUUACAGAGUUUGCUAUUUUUUUCUACUUCUGGAUUUUAAAAUUUAUUCUUAUAUAGAAAGAAAGUUUCACGCGGAGUGACUCCUGUCAUAGCAGAAACCACUGUUAUUUUAGCAUUUAGCACUAAGAUAUUAUAGAAAGGUACCUUUUUCUCUUUAGUGCUAUUGUGAAAAAUGAAGCAUAAUUUGCUAUGUAUUUUUCUUGUUUUCAUCUUUUCAGUGUUGACUUUAAACCAUUGCAAUGAGAAACUAAGAUAUGUAGAAAGCUGUAGAUUGCACUUUGAUGACUCACAAGUUAAAUGUGACAGAGAUAGAUUGGUUUAGUAGUUUUGUGAUGCACUUAUUCUUUUUUCUAACUAAAUUGUUACCUGUUAUAGAAAGCCAUUUUGGCUCAGUUUUGUCUGAUGAUUGAACAUUCCCCAAACUUUUUGGAAUUGAUAAUUCUUAUUCUUUCUUGCUUGCUCAUUUGGCAGCAUCAGACAUUGGGGAGAUAUUUCCCCCGAAGUAUGUAUUCUAAUUUGAUUAGCAUAGUACAGUAAACACCAUUGCCAAAAUAGAGUUUUCAUAUCUUUCUUGUUGAUUUGGGCCUUGGUGUUAAGUAUAUUUAAUGGUGAGAAUUCACUUUUACUUUUUUACAUUUAGAUUUCAUUUACAAAAUUUUCUAUUUAAGCAAGGAACAAUAUAAUACUCAAUACUGACCCGAAACACAUUUGUGAAAGGGUUUGCACUUGUAAGAGAGCUUAUGUUCUACCUAGACCAACCUUAAUAGGGUCCUCACCUUUCCAUUAAGGAGGUGCUGCACUACAAGUCUGGAAUUAUAUAGAAAAAUUUUAAAUUAACCCUCUCCUGGUAAUCUCAUAAAAUGGUUUUGACGUUUUGGUAUUCUAAUUUCUAUCUAAAUCCUAGCAGAAAUUUUUCUUUGAAUAUAUAAACCAUUAGUUGGCUGUGGGAAUUUUCCCUUUCCACAUUGAUAAAUGCCUUUCUGUGUUUCUGAAUCAGAAGCAAAUGAUUAAGGAGAAAUAUAUGUCCAACAAGACAAGAUUAGUUUAAAUGGCUAAGAACAUUUAGUCCACAUUGUCUUGUCAGCCAGCAAUUGUCAUGUAAACUAUCAUUUUUAAGAGUGCCACUGUGUGGAUUUUUUUUCAAGUGGUUAUUACAUUAAAAUUACCUCAUACUGAGGUUUUUGCACUGAAAUAUCACAGUUUCAGAUUUCAUGGUUAAUGUUGUGUGUGUGCGUUUUUAAAGGAAAUUUGCAUUUUCAAUAGUUGAUCCUAAAUUCAUAAACUGAACUUCUUUACUCUGAUAAAAGUGUUUUUGUGCUUAUUGUGAAUUGCUGUAGUUAACUCUGAAUGUCAAACUUUAUUUA
Molecule: messenger RNA, 2764 nt
Organism: Balaenoptera ricei (Rice's whale)
Lineage: Eukaryota; Metazoa; Chordata; Mammalia; Artiodactyla; Balaenopteridae
Gene: BMT2
Product: base methyltransferase of 25S rRNA 2 homolog
Exons: 5
Coding region: 66-1283 (405 amino acids)
Biological process (GO): negative regulation of TORC1 signaling
Source: RefSeq, a predicted model, not a curated record